CCUCCUCCUCCUCCUCCUCUCGCCGUCACAUCAGGGUCUUUCCGUCGCUCUGCGCGGAUUUUGUCGACUUUAUUUAUUUAAUUACUGGUUAUAUAAUCCGCAGCGACUUUGCAACGCGCUCGUUGGCACUCGGUGACCGUCCUCCACCUCCAGCCCGAUGCAGAAGUCCUCUUGACAGACCUGAGGAGACAGCGCUGACCUGGAUAACUGCUGAGCCCGAGUCCCGCACCGAGGCAGGUCUCAGAUACACAAGCAGACAGACAGCGGUGUCAGCAGACCUUCAGCCGCCUGCAGCUCAGGGAGCAACAACUGGAACACACAUCGUCCUCCUCCUCCUCUUCAUCACAUCUGGCAUGGCCGACCCCAGCCUCACGUCGCCCUCCGGCACCCCGCUGCGCUCCCCCAACGCCUCCCUCACCCUCUCCUUCCCCUUCCUGAGAGAGGGCAGCCGGGUGUGGGAGGAAGGGAAGGAGAAGCCGCUGCCUCGGGACCUGCCCAGCCCUCUGCCCACCAAACGCACCCGCACCUACUCUGCGACGGUCCGCGCUCACUCAGGUCCAGUUUUCAAGGGCACGUGUAAGAACUUCUCCAGGUCACAAGGUCACGGCUUCCUCCGACCUUCCCACGGCGGUGACGACAUCUUCGUUCACAUCUCAGACAUCGAGGGCGAGUACGUCCCGGUCGAGGGCGAUGAGGUCACGUACAAAGUGUGCCGGGUCCCACCCAAGAACCUGAAGGUGCAGGCGGUGGAGGUGAAGAUCACACAUCUCAACCCGGGCACGAAACACGAGACCUGGUCCGGGCAGAUCAUCAGCUCGUAGGGCCUCCGGGCCUGCUGGGACGCAGCGGCCGGGGUCGGAUCGGGUGGUGGGACUCGAAACUCACUUAACUGUGCUCGAACUUUUUAUUUAAAAACAUGUUUUACUUACACAGCAAAGCGGCCGGUGUUAAAUGAGUUAUGGUUGGUGUUAAGAGCCGCUAACAGGGCUGAUUUACUCACCGGUGAGUUUGCUGUGCACGUGAAACCAACCUUUUAUUCACUGUUAAGAGAAAGUCGCAUUUAUUUUAUCUAUUUUUUGUUCAAAGUCAAAUCUGAGACGUGAUUCUAAUAGCGAUGAACGAGGGAUUUAAGACUCUCAAGGCGGUCGUUGGGCCUGUUUCUUGAAAGGAGGUUACUAAGGGAUGAAAUGUAGUGAAAACGUGAUUUGUGCAAAUCUGCAAACUGUGACGUGACAUUUGAAGGUAUGUGCGAGGACAGACGGCGACAAAGAGCCGGAUUCAGUCUCACUUCCCGUCUGAGCAGCUUGUUUACAGCAGAAAGUUUCCAGGAUCACAUGUUGGGUGCAGAUGUGGGUCAGAUGACUUAUCACACCCUGCAGGGUUCUUAGUGCAGACGCUGGAUCGACGAAUACAAUUCCACAGAUAUCGGAUGUAAAAGAAGGUAGAUGAGGGAGUCGAGGUUGAAGAAAGAUGAAAUGACAAGUUGGCAGAAUUAAGAGAGCUUUGCAUUAGAAACCAAUGAACCAGAACCCCAGAAUAUACCACGAAUAGCUCAAUUUGCAUCCUCGAUGGGGCGGUUUGGUUUCAGAUCGUCUUAGAGAAAUGACCUGACAGAUAAUAAGUGAGACGGAAACGCGAAGCAAACCGAGCAUAAAACAUUAAAAACAUGAACCCGCUUUAGUUUGAGUAGAAAGUCUUUUCCUUCAAGAUGCAAAGUUUCUGUCGUGCCGUCUUGUUUGUGGUUAUUUAUUUCAGUUAUUUAUUUGUUGAUUCGUUCGUGUGUGUGAGGGAGAGUGUGUGUGUUUGCCCUCAGAUUACAGACCAUAUUUUGGAUAUCAAAGUUAAAACUUGCACUUGAGAAAGCUGAACUUCAGCCACGAUGAAAACUGCCAGGAUUUACUCAAACUUCUGUUUUAAAAGGUCUGGAGCCACGGACUGCUUCGAAACCAGUUUCUGGAUCUGUUUUUCUAUUGUUCUGAAACAUGUUUCUGUGUAUUGACAUAUCAGGUGUGGUCAUUGUGAUGGUGAACUACACGACUACGUAGUUGGUACCAAUAGAGCUCGUCCUCACAUCGUCGUCUGUCGUUAUUCAGGUUAAACGCUGUAUUUUUUCUAUCAUGUGUCCCAUAGCGUCUCUGUGCAUCCCGUCUAUCUGUUGGUGUCACUGCCUGUAACUGUUUAACAUUAAAUUUUUUAUUAUUAUUUUCUUUGUGCUCCAUCAGAGGUCACUUUUGGUUGACUCUCUGCGGGUGAGCCGCUGCGGUGGCCAUCCCCGUGAUCACUUCUACUGAGCCUUGAAACAACAUUAAAGCAUUUUAUGAGUCACAA
This is a messenger RNA of Stegastes partitus (bicolor damselfish), 2328 nucleotides long. RefSeq names its product cold shock domain containing C2, RNA binding b (gene csdc2b). Gene Ontology annotation, biological process: regulation of mRNA stability. Bases 354 to 821 code for a protein of 155 amino acids. Gene Ontology annotation, molecular function: mRNA 3'-UTR binding. The record is from RefSeq and is a predicted model, not a curated record. Lineage: Eukaryota; Metazoa; Chordata; Actinopteri; Pomacentridae. Gene Ontology annotation, cellular component: cytoplasm. The transcript is spliced from 4 exons.